AUGACAAAAUUAAAGCAUUUUUGUUUUGUGAAAAAAUAUCCAAUUUACUUGGCAGAUGUCUUGGCUAUAUGGAGAAUCACUAGUGACACUAGAAGAUUAUGUGUCCGUUAUAAAGAACGAAGUUGGGCUUGAUAAUCUUGUUGAAGCACUUGGAAUUGGUAAUAAAGAAGAAGAAAUCAUCAAUACAAAGAAAUCCAAGAAGAAUAAGGCUCCUAUUGGGAACGAUUGGGCAAGCCUUACACAAAGACAGAUUCUAUACUUUGCCGAAAAACACUCCUCUUUGAGCAAACAUCAAUCCAAUGAUCUCUUUUGGGAAGCUGUUUGGCCUCGCUUACUCGCCAAGGGUUGGCACUUUCAGGAGGAUCUAGCUUCUUCUUCUCUGUCGCUGUCACCAUCGUCACCGCCUAAAUUGUUGUUCUUAGUCCCCGGAAUCGAAAAGUUUUCUAUGAAGCUAGAAAGAGGGAAGGACUAUUUUGAUUCCGUUAGUGAGGUGUUGAGAAAUGUUGUGUCUCAUCCUGAGUUGCUUGAGCUCGUGAAUUUGAAUACAAUGGGACAUGAUAUUGCAGAUGGAGCAACAAAUUUGAGUUAAAGAUCGAGUAAUUCUAUUUUGAAUAAGGAUAGCAAGAAGUUGUGACAUUUUGUUUGUGGUAAUAAAGUUUAGGGUUUGGUAAAGUUUAUUGCGAUAUUUUUAAAUUCUUGUCGUUUGGACUCAACAUGCAGUAUAGUCCUUAUUAUGUUUAAAACUUAAUUAUUUCUUGUUUUUCCUUUUUUUUUUUUGAAAGUUGAUUUGGAAUCAAUCAAGUUGUUAUCUAAGACAGUAAUGAAGAAAUGUUGC
Messenger RNA from Arachis ipaensis, 835 nucleotides. The record is from RefSeq and is a predicted model, not a curated record. Lineage: Eukaryota; Viridiplantae; Streptophyta; Magnoliopsida; Fabales; Fabaceae.